Messenger RNA from Amphibalanus amphitrite, 3532 nucleotides. RefSeq names its product NADH dehydrogenase [ubiquinone] 1 alpha subcomplex assembly factor 3-like. Lineage: Eukaryota; Metazoa; Arthropoda; Thecostraca; Balanomorpha; Balanidae. The coding region runs from base 2696 to 3127 and encodes 143 amino acids. Gene Ontology annotation, biological process: mitochondrial respiratory chain complex I assembly. The record is from RefSeq and is a predicted model, not a curated record. Gene Ontology annotation, cellular component: mitochondrial inner membrane. The transcript has 5 exons.
AUCUUAUUCAACCUUGCCAUCGAUUCCAUCGCCGACGUGCUACCCCCAGGAGUUUCGUACGCAAUUUAUGCUGACGAUGUCACCAUAUGGGUGCAAGGGCGACGAAUCCCGAAGCUAUUUCGGAAAUUGCAAGAUGCCCUUAACAAUAUUGGUGAGUGGGCUUCAGGCACUGGGUUUACAUUUUCUAGUACCAAGUCUAAUGCGAUCCUUUUCCGACGUGGAUUACGAAGGGUCGACCUAUCAGUGUUCCCUCCUUUGUGCAUCAAUAAUGACCCCAUUCCCAUUGUGGAUGAGGUGAAAUACCUUGGAGUUAUUCUCGACUCCCGAAUGAACUUACAUUCCCAUGUAGAGUAUAUUAAAAGCCGGGUCCAAAAGAGGAUGGCCGUGCUUAAAUGCGUCGCUGCAAAGAGCUAUGGGGCAGACCGAAUCAUAUUGACCCGAAUGUAUAAAGCAAUGAUUCGACCAAUCUUGGAAUACGCUUCAUACAUUAUCGAUGGUCCACACACGCGACGAGUCGAAUCUCUCGAGACUCUUCAGAAUGCAUGUUUGAGAGUUGCAACGGGGGCCUUACGCACCUCUCCUGUUCGAGCAUUGCAGGUUGAUGCCGAUAUUCCCCCGUUAUCUCUCCGUCGCAAAGAGUUACUCCUUCGGUAUUUUCUGAAGGUUUUGAGUGAUGAACACCACCCUUGUCACAGUAUAACAGACUUGACCGCCUCUGAGGAGCUCUACCGAGGAUUAUCAGACCAAUAUCUUCGCAGAAUUUCUGGAUUCACGGUGUGCUUACGCCUCCAGCGCAUGAUUGCCGACUUCGAUUAUGAACCACCGACAGGCCUUGUCAAACCCUCAGCGCCUUUGGCACCGUGGAUUCUGCCGUGUGUCACGACGCGCCUGCUAACUAACCAGGAUAAAGCGAGCCGCUCCACGAUAGACGUGCAGGCCGAGUUUCAGACUCUUAUCAGCGAGUACCCUGGAUAUCGGAUACUGUACACAGAUGGAUCCAAGCGGCAUGAGUCGGUGGCUUGUGCAUUCACCAUUAACAAUGCUUUCUUUUCGUUUAAGUUACCGGAAGGUCUUUCUAUUUAUACAGGCGAACUAGUAGCUAUACUAGAAGCCCUGAAGUUUGUCUGCACCCAUCGCAUUCCACGUUCCUUGAUAUGCACCGAUUCUCAAUCGGCUGUGAAAGCGUUAGGCAUGGCGCACGGCACCACGAGGCACCCGUUACUUACCUCUAUAUUAGAAUUAAACCAUCGCAUUGCCGAGGAUGGAAUGAGGUGCAUUCUUAUAUGGGUACCGGGACAUAGCGGUAUAGCUGGAAAUGUGCGAGCUGACUAUUGGGCCGGGAAAGCACAUGACAAACCAGAGGUUACACCGGUCGCAGUUGGUUAUCGUGAAUAUGUCCCAGAGGUCCGACGGCGCGUUCGAGACCAAUUUGCUACCUUAUGGCAAGAGUUUCGGCCCACUCACCUUAAGACGAUUAAGCCUACCAUAGGAAGGUGGACGUCCGGCGCUCGUGACAGUCGCCAAGAAGAAGUAGUGCUGUGUCGCCUGAGACUUGGCCAUACACUCCUUACGCACUCGCAUGUCAUGGAUCGUGCUCCACCACCGUUAUGUACACCUUGUCGAUGCAUUAUCGAUGUCAAACAUCUCCUAAUUGAUUGCCCUCAAUAUCGCACGACACGCCAACGUUUGCGACGAACAUGUGGAGAUGCUGGUCUCCCGUUCACAAUUGCGACUCUGCUCGGUGAUACAGAACCUAAUGUAUUGGACGCAGUGUUUCUUUUCUUGCGCGAUUGUGAGCUGCUUGACAAACUGUAAAUGCGGCGGGUUCUAUUGAUAUUCCGGAAUUGACAGUACUUCUAACAACUGUGUAAUGUUUGAUUGGCGGCUACUUACUUGCCGCCCCCACUGAUGAUGUUACUUUUGCCUGUUUUUGUGUGGUGAUUCUAGGCUUUGGAAACUUUCUUUCGGUGUGUUUUGAUUACUGAUUCGUCUCUGUGGAGGUCUAAUGUGAACGGUACGGGAGGUCUAAGUGAAACAACAGUGCACUCUGAGCACAUGUCCUCUGUGGUUCGUGUUUUCUAUUCUCUCUUUUAUUUUAGUAUUUGGUAGUAUAUAGCUAGCUCGUAGAGUGGUCUGAAUUUCUCUCGCUCUCUCUUUCUCUGAUUACCUGGUAACACUCUGACUAGAAGAGUAUUGAUCUUUCUUUCAUCAUUUUGUAGAUUGCUGCCCAAUCAAACUAACACUAACACUGCUACUCAGGUCUGUUCCUUCUGGCUUAAUCCUUCCCCGGCAAUUUCCUCCCCUGGCAUUUGUCCUUCCCUAGGUUUUUUCCUUUUCCGGCUACCCACAACCCUGCUUAGUUACCGCUUAGUACCUACCAACCCCGACACUACAUCGUGGAAGAUCGGACAGUUGAAUGCAAGAAACGAAGAAGUUGGACGCUAGGGCCUGACGGCUGCGCGCCCUAACCCACAAAGAAGAAGAAGAAGAAGAAGAGACAAGAACGAAAUUUUAGUGUGAAUAUAUUUUACUCAAUGUUGAGAACCCCGAGACUCUGCUCACCUGACAAUAGGUGAUUUUAUGACAUGUUUGCAGCUCAGUGAAGACAAGAGGUCUUUCUGUGACACCUCAGAGGCUUGAGUACUCAGAGCACAAUGAAGACCAGAAGACCACAGUCACAUUCCUCAACAGGGAGAUGGGAGACAUGAUCAGUGUGGAUGGAAUCAGCCAGUAUGGAUUUCACCUGAACUCUGGUGUGGUGGUGCUGGGGCCGAUGGCCGUCUUCCCGCGCACGGUGCUCGGUUGGAACGUACCCUCGGCAUCGCACAUCACGCCCGCCUCGCUGGCGCUGUUCGCCAUCCUGGAGCCGCGUCUGGACUGCCUCGUCAUCGGCACAGGCGACCGCGGCACCACUGUCAGCAAAGAGGUGAUCGCCUUCCUGCGUCAGAAGAAGAUCUCGUUCGAGAUCCUGCCGACGGAGCAGGCGGCGGCCACGUUCAACUUUAUGAACCUGGAGCGGCGCUGCGUGGCCGGCGCACUCAUCCCGCCCGUCGACGUGCGGCUGGUGGAUCGCGACUACGAGCAGCACCAGAAGAGCCAGCGGCAGGCGCUGCUCGAGGAGCCCUAGUGGCGCCGGCCGGCUGGAGUGCAGUAAUAGCGAAUGAUAGUGCCGCGGUGGUGACAUUGUGUGGCCCUGGAGCGGUAUGUUAUGAGACGGCCGGGGGAUGCCUGAUAGCCCCAGCAGCGAUGGCGCCCCAGAGAACUUUUUAGCCGUUGACAAAGCGCGGAACGCCGAGUGUGCCUAGUCACAACGGCCUGCCGACAACUCCGUAAUGCCUGUUCAAGGACAUUUAUGUACUUUUCGGUCUAAUGUUCCAUGAGCAUUACUGACCUCAGAAUAUGUUCUGUGACAUGAGUCAAAUGUGUUGCCAUCUAUCGUGGGUGUGCCGCUAGUUCACAACUAGGCGCCUGGUCGGAAGGCUAUAUUUAUAAAAUGCCUAUUGCCUACGAGUAUAAACGUGUACCCAGGUUU